UUUGCGUUCGUGAUCGCGUAGUGUGUACCUUGGUGCGGGUGGAUAUUUAUUAUUAUUUACUAAACAGACAUGCAGGUGACAGUGUUUUGCGUGAUUUUGCUUACUGUGCUCUCACACUACACCCUAGGGGAUGAGUUAACCAACCGGGCCAAGAACAGGGGAAAAGGAUCCAUGUGGUGGGGCGUAGCGAAAGCAGGGGAACCCAACAACCUCUCCCCCCUAUCGCCUGGAACUUUCUACUCAGGCUCGUCGGUCCACACGACUCUGAGAAAAAAACAAAAACGAAUAGCACGCGAAAAUCCAGGACUACUAGACGCAAUCUCUAAAGGAGCGAACAUCGCCAUACAAGAAUGCCAGCAUCAGUUCAGGAACGAGUGGUGGAACUGCACCACUAAGCAGUUCCUGCGAGGGAAAAACUUAUUCGGAAAAAUCGUCGAUAGAGGUUGCAGAGAAACAGCUUUUAUCUACGCAAUAACCAGCGCGGCGGUUACGCACGCCAUAGCGAGGGCUUGCAGCGACGGCGCCAUAGAAACGUGCAACUGCGAGUCGCACUACAAAAACCGCCCCCAGGUGAUCGGGAACGGCAACAGCGUGGGGGCGGUCAGGGAUUUCGAGUGGGGCGGCUGUUCCGACAACAUCGGAUUCGGCUUCGCCGUCAGCAGGGAGUUCGUCGAUACUGGGGAGCGGGGGAAGAGCUUGAGGGAGAAGAUGAAUCUACACAACAAUGAAGCUGGCCGAUGGCACGUUCAAUCUCAAAUGAAGAAGGAAUGCAAGUGCCACGGCAUGUCAGGUUCGUGCACGGUGAAGACGUGUUGGAUGCGCCUACCUCCAUUCAGAGUAAUCGGGGAUCUAUUGAAAGAUAGAUUCGACGGCGCGUCCCACAUCACCUCCUCCAACUCCGGCAUCCACAACUCCAACAAGGCUCACAGCAAUCGGCUUCCGAAACACUCCAAGAGCAACAGCUUGAUGACCAACAGCAUCCACGCGAAGAGGGAGAACAGGAGGAAGCACAAGUACGGCUUCCAGCUGAAACCUUUGAACCCCGAACACAAACCUCCAGGGUCCAAGGACUUGGUCUACUACGAGAUGUCCCCAGGUUUCUGCGAGAAGAACCCCAAGUUGGGGAUCCCCGGCACAUACGGCAGGCAAUGCAACGAAACGUCCAUUGGUGUGGACGGUUGCGCCAUCAUGUGCUGCGGCAGAGGUUCGAUACCGCAAGAGGUCAUAGUGAAAGGUAGAUGUAACUGUACUUUCCACUGGUGCUGUGAGGUUAAGUGCGACAUAUGCAAAACGAAAAAGAUCAUCCACACGUGUGCGUAAAGUAGGACUUUUUGCGGACGGCGUUAUUUCGACGAUAUCUAUUUAUUAUUAUUUUGUACCAUAGCUGUAACGUACUAGAGUGCCAACAGUUCGAAAUGAUGCCGUUUCGAGUUUUUGAUCAGUAUUAUGAAAUUUGAUGAUGAAAAGACUGAUUUCGAAUUUUAAGAAUGAGUCAUUAUUUUUUUGUAUAUAGUUAUUUAUGUGUCGAUAUUAGUUUUACUUGUUUCCUUAUUUAUUUAUCAGACAAUGUACAUAGAAAAAAUCAGCAGGUAGUGUAUCUCAAAUUUUGUAAAUGUACCUUAAUUUAUUGUGCUGUACAGUAAAAUUCUUGUAUAUAUUUUUGUAGCCUAAUUUGUAGAUACCCCGUAUAAUUAUAAUUAUUACUUAUUUAUAAUUUAAACGUACUUGUAUAUUAUUUAUAUUUUAUUCUUUUUGUAAAGUUAUUAUUAAAC
This is a messenger RNA of Brassicogethes aeneus, 1772 nucleotides long. The record is from the annotation of a GenBank genome assembly. Lineage: Eukaryota; Metazoa; Arthropoda; Insecta; Coleoptera; Nitidulidae.